AUCUCCGUGUAUGAAUAAAGCAUGGCGGAUGAUAAGAAUGUUAGAACUAAAGGCGGGGAAGAAGGAGUCAUAAUGAAGAGUUUGUCUGAGGGAGCUGAGCAAGAGAAAGAAGUGGAUUCCUUGUUUGUCAAUAAGACCAUUUCAACAAUAAGGACAGUCGAACAGAGGGCGAGAUUGGAUAUCGAGAACAAGAGGGAAGAAUUGCGACAGCUAGUCGGCGAGCGAUAUCGUGACAUGAUUGAAAGUGCUGACUCAGUUAUUUCAAUGAAAGAGCAAUCAAUUAACGUGACGGCGAGUUUGAAUGAAGUUUUUGAAAAUUGUCAAAAAUUGCAGAAAAGUCAUUUUACAAGAGGAACAGGUGGAAGACAAGCCCCGCCCACCACAAGUUUAACGAGAUCCACAGGUUCCAUGAACCAGUUACUGUUACACUUGAAAGACAAAAUAUGGUGUAGUGUUAAAGAUGGCCAGUACUUGUUGGGGUGUUCCUGUUAUUUAUUGUGUCAGCACGUUAUUAAUCAAUUGAGAUCAGUGGGUGUGGUCUGGGUAAGUAUCGCAUGACUGUCACAUGACCUUAUGAAUAUUAAUUAGCCAAAUAUGUUUUACCAAAUAUGGCAAGGGAUUAAUGAAC
Messenger RNA from Amphimedon queenslandica, 628 nucleotides. RefSeq names its product conserved oligomeric Golgi complex subunit 1-like. NCBI's taxonomy places the organism in Eukaryota, Metazoa, Porifera, Demospongiae, Haplosclerida, Niphatidae. The transcript is spliced from 7 exons. Bases 22 to 558 code for a protein of 178 amino acids. Gene Ontology annotation, cellular component: COG complex; Golgi apparatus. Gene Ontology annotation, biological process: intra-Golgi vesicle-mediated transport. The record is from RefSeq and is a predicted model, not a curated record.